Aaosphaeria arxii CBS 175.79 is the source of this 579-nucleotide messenger RNA. RefSeq lists its product as uncharacterized. Bases 112 to 423 code for a protein of 103 amino acids. The transcript has 2 exons. Lineage: Eukaryota; Fungi; Ascomycota; Dothideomycetes; Pleosporales. The record is from RefSeq and is a predicted model, not a curated record.
UGCCUGGCACCAGCAUGAAUAUGCGGCUCUGCUCCGCAAAUCAGAUUCUAUCACCAUGGUUCUUUGGCGAGUUGUGGUGCAAAUCCCACCCUUUACGGCUGCCGUUCAUGCAUGAGCUUUAUUGAGGGACCAUGGGCGCAGGCGUGCCGCGUUCAGCCAGAUUACGUCCAUAGCCCCCACCUUUGCAACACGGCUCAGCCUGCCACACGCCCAUUGACACAUUCCACUGACGAAGGACAUCUUUUCGAUCGACUCGAACUAUGGUUGAAUGUGGCUUGUAGGCAUUUCUACGUGUCGAUGUCCCACCCUUGGCUCCCACUUAUUUCGUCACUUGCAAUUUUCGAGUUCUGUCUUUGGAUCAGUUGGCGCUGUCUCUUGCAGUUUUGCUUUUUUUUCUCAAUGUGGGUGUCUUACCUGAGAUAAUUGCUCAGAAGCUCUGAUACUGUAGACAUUAUGCAUCAUGGACCUCGAAUUCCUCCCCAAAUCUUUGCUUCAGCAUGUUUAUCAGCUUUACUGGGCUGAUGUUUCCAACACAGACUUUCUGUGCUUCUUGCCGAUCACUUUUGCGAGGCUGUAAAU